ACGACGACCCUGUGAAGCUUACAUAGUUCAAGCUUUCCAAUACGAGCGCUGAAACGCGACAGGGGGAGUGAGUGGUUCAGUAGAACAAGGUAAAGUCUGCAAGAGCUGAACUUCUGUUGAUGGAGUUCUCUCGUCCCGGAGUGGAACACCCCCCAGCGCACGAUGUCACCCUGGCGUCGCCUCAGUCGGCCCAGCCCAGCCCUUUUGGAUCCCUAACAGUACUAGCAUGGUACAAUACAUAGAUUUUGUCUGCUAACGUGAGGGAUUCUCGUAAGGUAGGUACAUUUACCUACUAAAAAUGCUAGUAACCUGCUUUCUAAUACAUAGUAGCCGUUUAAUACCUAUUACGUGGAGAGUCUAAAAUGGAUCAGGCCCCGUCCCGAUCCUUCAAAAAAGCCCCCAAGGGAACGAGAGAUCACCCCGUUCGCUGCUGCUGCCCACCGAGCCCGAAGGGUUCUGCUUUGCUUUUGCUCUAGUUAAACUAACUAUUCUCCUCUGCUCCGCUUCUACUUACUUUCCUUCUAGUUAUAGUUUUUUCGGUUUGUUGUCUGUCUGUCUGUCUGUCUAUCUGUCGUUUGACGACGACAAAGACGAGUUUUUCGACUUUUCUAUAACCGAGUAGAGCGAUAGUAGUAAUUCGCCGGUGUAGUAAUAGCCGUGGUAGUCUGUCGUCGCCGAUUUUUACUUAACGCGCUGCUGCUGCUGCUACCAUGGCCGUACAGACAACGACAACGGCGGCGAGCGCCUCGGAGGCGAACCCGAGCCCAACAGCAAUGCCGUCCUUCUCGGUUCUCACCCUCACGCAAAAAGAGCUCACGACGACUUUCACCCCGCCGUCGUCGUGCGCGGAAAUGCACCUCACCCAGCUGUCUUCCCCGGUGUAUCAGUUAUGGCUUAACGAGCCACAACCCGUACCAAGUUCAAAGUUUGGGGAAUGCUAUCCGUCUGGGUAUAUUAAUGGAUAUACGAGUAUAGGAAAUGCCUCGAGUUCUAUCGCUCCCAUGUUCUCGCCGCUGGUUUGUCCUGAAGGCUGGAACACGGCGAGGGCGUGGCCCAAUGGAUAUAUAGCUUGUUGCGCCGAUGGCUUUCAGCUUCAUGCUCCCGACAAACCGGUAGACACCAACCGGCCCGCGUACGGAGGUACCUGUUAUAGUACUUUUACAAUUGGCCAGACCGUUAAGGUCACCGCGUAUGACACGGAGAGUCUCACGGCGACAGCGGACUGGGUCGCCUCGGCUACGAAUGACCAGGCCUAUGCUCAUCCCAUCGACGGCUUCGCGCUCACCUCAGACGACUCAGACUCUUCCGGCCUCUCAGGUGGCGCAAUCGCGGGUAUCGUGAUAGGCGUCUUGGUAUUUGUGGCCGCUAUUCUCGUUGGUUUACUAUUCUUCUUUAAACGAUACCGCCAGAAGAGGACUCUUCAAACCACGCCGGACGGCUUACAGCAAGACCAGCAACAGCCAGCAGUUCCCCAAGAGCAAUGGAGCAAUAAGGAGCCGAUAGCAUCGUCCCCUGCUACGGCUUACACGCAAUCGCCGUAUACCGCCACUCCAGGAGGGUAUGAAAUCCCGACGCCGCCUUACCAGGCCACAGGACAUUACGAACUCGACUCUUCGACGCCGAAUGAGCUUGAUUCGGGAUGGGCAGGAGGCGAACUAGAGAGUCACGAAACACCGGCGCAAAAGCGGUAUUAGGGCGGCAUUGCACGGCAGAUGGAAGGGGGGGGGAAUAUCGAAGCGGGACUAAUAGGGAGGGGGGAGUUUGCACUGUUUAUAUACCAUUACGACGCACGCGGCGGCAUUUCUGAUUUCUUACCCUACUUUCUCGGAGCGUUGGAAUAGAUGAGAUUGGAUUUUAGGUUGACGAAAUGCUACUUACAAUUAAAGUAUAACGAAAGACCUAUUGUCGAGAUAUAUCCUUAGGUACGUCUCUCAUACUACCACUACCGCGUACCACCAUUAUACCUAUACACCUACCUCCUACUUAGGUCUGGAUAUAUAUACCUAAUACAUAUAAGGUAUAUGUUAGGUACGAAUACCCUUCUAUGUAGGAGUAGCUCGACGAACGAAUAACCUCCCAUAGCAGCAAAUCUUUUUAUUAAUUUUUUAUUUUUUAUUUUCCCUUAGACAUAAUACAGGCUAUUGUACCAAAUUUGUAUAUUAUAUUACAAUUCCAUUGCAUAUUAUAUUAUCUUAUCUUAUCUUCCGCGUCGUUAUUACUUGGUUAUGUUUUUUCUUCGUAAUAAGAAAUAAAUA
This is a messenger RNA of Daldinia caldariorum, 2255 nucleotides long. RefSeq lists its product as uncharacterized. Bases 711 to 1694 code for a protein of 327 amino acids. Lineage: Eukaryota; Fungi; Ascomycota; Sordariomycetes; Xylariales; Hypoxylaceae. The record is from RefSeq and is a predicted model, not a curated record. The transcript is spliced from 4 exons.